GUAGAUAGGAAGGAAAACAAACCUCAGCAACCCCCAAUACAACUCUUUCGCAGCCCCCUUUACACAGCGUCACUCUCUCUAAACAUCCACGCAAGAUGCGCGCGAAUCCACAAAGCGAUAGCGAGCAGGAGCUCAACGUUGCGGCCAGCAGCGACGACGAGGGCCGCGACCGCAUCAUCGACGGCCUCCGCUACCCGCGCCAGGAGCGCCAAAUCGAUCAGCUGGGCUUUGAGCUCACGAAGCACUGCCUCCACUUCCACGGCGCGGACUGGGACAUCCCACUGACGCAGAAGCGCGAGGACCUGACGCGUGCCUUCAUCAGCGAUGCCGCCGCCGCCGUGCACGAGCCGGAGAGCAACAUUCAAGACCUGCGCUUCAUCGUCACGCCCACCCAUCUCGACGUGAAGCUGUCCGUGCGUCACAAGGCGCACAUCUCAAAGCAGGAGACGCAAAAGAAGCUGGCCGGCUUCGGCUGGGAGCACGUGAAGGCGCUGUACGAGCCACGCAAGAAGGUGCCGCGGCCAAAGAAGGAGGAGCCGCCGGUGCUGGAGCAGGUCCGACAGACCACGUCACACAACAUUAGUUUCUUUGGUCGCGCAAACGUGGGGAAGGAGGGGCCCGAGUUCGGCGAUAGGGCCGACGAUGGGGAGGAGCCUGCCGCCUACGAGGAGCAGCAGGCCGCCAAAGAUCGCCGUACGACGAGUCAUUUGUUCAUGGCGGUGGGUCUCGCCGUGUAA
This is a messenger RNA of Leptomonas pyrrhocoris, 737 nucleotides long. RefSeq lists its product as hypothetical. Lineage: Eukaryota; Euglenozoa; Kinetoplastea; Trypanosomatida; Trypanosomatidae. The transcript has a single exon. The coding region runs from base 96 to 737 and encodes 213 amino acids. The record is from RefSeq and is a predicted model, not a curated record.